Messenger RNA from Colletotrichum higginsianum IMI 349063, 819 nucleotides. RefSeq lists its product as uncharacterized. The transcript has 2 exons. The record is from RefSeq and is a predicted model, not a curated record. NCBI's taxonomy places the organism in Eukaryota, Fungi, Ascomycota, Sordariomycetes, Glomerellales, Glomerellaceae. Bases 1 to 819 code for a protein of 272 amino acids.
AUGUUGCUGCACGGGGCCCAAUCUCCCUCCCAUGCGCUGGACUCCCACGCGCUGGAGCCGGAUCAGCAGCACCAGCAACAUCAACCGGCGAGACAGUUACGGCGCAAAAGAAAAGCUGAGUCCCAGGACAACGAACGUCUGUCCAAAAGACUCAGUCUGUUGAAUCUAGAGAAGAAUGGCCAGAAACUUUAUGUCCCGGUGGAGGAGCCGACUCCAUCUUCCGUGUCGCCAAACGCCGCUGUUCCCACAUCCUCGUCGUCAACGGCCUCCACCUCUCCGACCAACCAUCGCCGCCGUCGCCAUUGCAAUCCACCACCUCCGCUAUCACACAAUCAGGAAGUGAUGCAGCUCGACGAUACCAAGCACAAGGUCUACAUCUACAGCAUCGACGACGAGCUCUCAUCCUCCGAGAGCGAGACCGACGACGGCAAACUGGUCUUCCUGCCGGACAUUGAGAAGCACCUGCGCGCUACGCGCAUUCCACCCUCCAUUCUGGCCAACGAUCAGGGCGAACUUGCCGGCAUGCAGGUGAUCUUGUACAACGAACCCACAUCCUUGACCAUUCCACGCGAGCAAGACAGCGUCCGCAAGGCCAUCGUCGAAUCCCGGGCCCGUAUGCGUGAGAGGCAGCGUCUCGAACGAGAGGGCAAAGGCACACCCGCCGUGCAGAUGCCGCCACCUUUCGUCCCUCAGCAACCCGUCGGCGCCCCCAUUCUCGAGUCCCAACAGCCGGUCAGCGCUAGUGUGCCCAGUUUCCUGACCCCGACCGAGGCUUCGGCAUUCGUAGACUACGACCCCGACGCUAUGGACGUGGACUAG